Molecule: messenger RNA, 981 nt
Organism: Caenorhabditis remanei
Lineage: Eukaryota; Metazoa; Nematoda; Chromadorea; Rhabditida; Rhabditidae
Exons: 5
Coding region: 1-981 (326 amino acids)
Biological process (GO): fatty acid alpha-oxidation
Molecular function (GO): phytanoyl-CoA dioxygenase activity
Source: RefSeq, a predicted model, not a curated record
AUGAAUUCUCUUCGAUUCGUAAUAACCUCGACACGAUGCUUUGCAAGCAAGUCAAUCGUUGACUGGACUCGUCCAGGAAAAGUGCUCAGUUUGGAGCAGAAACAAUUCUAUCAGAAGAAUGGAUACGUUCUCGUGAGAAAAUGUAUUGGGAGAGAGGAAUUGAACAAGUAUGAAGAGAGAUUCAAUGCGAUUUGUGAGAGGAAAGUGAAGCCGCCAGCGAGUAUGUUGGUUAUGAAGGAUGUGUCACUCGCGAAGAAGGUCACUCCGGAUAGCAUCGACGCCAUCACAAAACUGCAAGAUUUCUGCGACGAGCCGGUUCUCUUCUCCUACUGUGAGCAUCCACGUGUCACCGACGUCGUCCGUGAUCUCAUCGGAAGUUCUCCAGAAUCCAGAAUCCAGGCGAUGCAUACAAUGCUGAUUAACAAGCCUCCAGACACUGGAAAACUGACAUCCCGUCAUCCGAUGCAUCAGGAUUUGAUCUACUUUCCAUGGCGACCAGCGGAUUUGACGAUUUGUGCGUGGACUGCGAUGGAGAAGAUCAACAAGAAGAAUGGAUGUCUUCAAGUGGUUCCGGGUACUCAGACUCAACCACUCAAAGAGCACGACUACCCGGAUUGGGAGGGCGGAGUCAACAAAGCGUACUACGGUAUCAAGGACUACGACCUGUCUCUUCCCCGUGAAUACGUGGAAAUGGAUGCAGGGGAUACUGUAUUCUUCCAUCCAAAUCUAUUUCAUGGAUCCGGUGCAAAUCGUUCCGAUGGUUUCAGAAAAGCCAUUUCAUGUCACUUUGCCAACUACGACCAUACCAAGUAUAUUGAUGUGAAGGGAACUAUUCAGGAGGAAACUGGCAAACAAAUCGUCGAAAUCAUCAAGAAACAUCCACAACGAUAUUGUGUGAAACCGGGACAAGAAGUCACUUUUGAACUCUCCUGGCGUCUUCGUUCACGUCCAGUUCAUCAUGAUGGAAAAGAGAAUCUCUAG